Molecule: messenger RNA, 1143 nt
Organism: Funneliformis geosporum
Lineage: Eukaryota; Fungi; Glomeromycota; Glomeromycetes; Glomerales; Glomeraceae
Source: the annotation of a GenBank genome assembly
AUGAAAGACAACAUUCAUCACAAAAAAUUAAGUCCGCACAAAGGUAAGGAACAAUCUGUCGCUGAAAACCAAGAAAUUAUCCACGGAAUAAGGGAAAUAAAAAGUGAUGUUAAAGAAAUCAAGAAAUUUAUGGUAAUGAAUAAUCUACAAUUAGCCGAAAAAGACGAACAAAGGAAAAAGGAAAUUACCGAAUGGGAUAGAAUACAAGCGGAGGAUGAGGAAAAGUUUAGUAAAUUCAAAAAAAAUGUUAAGAACACGGAAAUUAAAGACCCUCACCCGGCGGUAGUAAUUUCGAAUGAUAUCCAAAAUAAAAAGAGUAGUCGAAUUACCAAAGGGAAAGUUCUGUGCGACCAAAUAAAAAAUAUUGACAAGCAAAGAAUAAUCAAGCACUUGGGAACAUUUGACCUAAAAACUAGGCGAGAAGUGGAAAGGAAAGUAUUAGAGGGUUUAGAAUUAGUUAAAUCACUUAUAAUAAAUUACAGUCAAAAAGGAGGAGUAGGAAAAUCUACUCUUGCCCGUGUCCUUGCCACCGAAGCCACUAAAAAGAAAAUCAAAACUUUAUUGGCUGACUGCGACCACCAACAGAAAACUAGAACCUUAGAAAUUGCUAAAAGAGCAAACUUAAUAAUUCAACCAGUUGGAGCCAGCCGAGAUGACUUAUUACCCGCUCUCCGUGAAUUCAAUGCCCUAAAAGCCCAAGAAAUUAAUAAGAAUAAGUUAUUAUUCAUACUUAAUCACUUAUCUACACCCGCCGAAGUAUUAGCCACCCAAGAAUAUUUAACUGAAAGCGGAUAUCCUUUUGCUCCUUUUUAUUUAUACGAAAAAGCCUCCUACCGCCAAGCCCAAAGUGAAGGAAAGAGUAUUAGUGAGGUUAAUUUUCCUAGUUUAAAAAAACAAGUUCAGAAAAAAAGAUUUGGGGAGAUACCGCAAGAAAUUAGCGAAAAUAUAAAGGCUCCUGAAACUGCUCCUAGCGAUAAAAGAAUUAGUGGGAGAACUAAGCAACUUAAUUUUAAAGUCAGGGAGGAAUUUUAUUGGCAAUUGAAAAAUAGAGCAGUAGAGGAAAAGUGUCUGAUGGUGGAAAUAUUGGAAAAAGCCUUAGAAAGUUAUGAACGAGAAAAAGAAGUCCAGUCAAAAAAGAGUUAG